Messenger RNA from Sitophilus oryzae (rice weevil), 1040 nucleotides. RefSeq names its product putative nuclease HARBI1. The record is from RefSeq and is a predicted model, not a curated record. The transcript is spliced from 2 exons. Bases 203 to 997 code for a protein of 264 amino acids. Lineage: Eukaryota; Metazoa; Arthropoda; Insecta; Coleoptera; Curculionidae.
UGAGUUCACGAUGAUCUUAGGAUCAACGGGUAAAAGACGUUGUACGUUAUGGGUUCAGGUGCUGAUCGACGAUUGAUCUUGAACGUCCGAAUUUGGACGUUCGAGGCCAGUUCAAGUCGUUUUAAAUGAUUAUUAUUGGGUUUGCUGGUAAGCAAAAUGUAAAUAAAUAAAUAAAUUAAUUAAUUUAUUGCAAUCAAACAUAAUGGAUCAUCUGUGGGAAGAUAUUACGGACGACGAAGAUUUUUUGGAAUUGGUUCAUCAUGUACAUCCUCAAGCCCCACAAGUCUACAGAGAUCGACCAGAUCAUUUCAACAUUUGGAAUGAUACAGAAUUUAAAGCAAGAUUUAGGUUGGAGAAACAAGUUGUUAGAUUUAUAAUAGAUGAAUUAUCUGAACAAAUCUCAUCUGUUACAGACAGAAACCAAGCAGUAACCCCUACAGAAAUGGUAUGCACUGCUUUGCGUUUUUUAGCCACUGGGAGUUUUUUACAAGUUGUUGGAGAUUUCGGGGGCAUCCAUAAAUCAACAGCCAGCCGAAAAAUAUAUAUGGUUCUAGAAGCAAUUGCUCAGUUGGCACAACACUUUGUAAGAAUGCCAAGAACUGAAGCUGAAGUAACUAAUGUUAGAAAAGGAUUCUUUAAUAUUGCUAAAUUACCAAGAUGUGUUGGCGCUUUGGACUGCACUCACGUAAAAAUUCAGUCGCCUGGGGGGAUAGAUGCUGAAAGUUACAGAAACAGAAAAGGAUUUUUUUCAGAUAAUGUUCAGGCUAUUUGCAGCUCUGAUCUCAAAUUUCAGGACAUAGUGUGUCGCUGGCCAGGCUCUGCCCAUGAUUCCAACAUAUUUAGGAAUAGCAGAGUCAGAAAUGACUUUGAAAAUGGAGUGUAUGGUGACAACUUACUUGUAGCUGAUAGUGGUUAUACAAUAAAACCAUACGUUAUAACACCUCUAUUAAAUCCUCAUACACGAGCAGAACAUCUAUUUAAUGAGGCACAAAUAUGAACAAGGAAUCCUAUUGAGAGAUCGUUUGGAGUUUUAAAAAGGC